GUCCUGCACCAGCUGCCGUCACCAGCUGCCGCGACGGCUCGCUCCUUCCUCUCUGUGUCUCAUCUCGGUCUCUUCUGCUGGGCCGAGGUGAUUGUUGCGAUCGCAGAGGACGCAGUUCUCCCCUCUUUUCAUCUCCCUCCAUCUCGAUGAGCUCGAUAGGCGUCAGCGAUGCCGCUUCUUUGCAACGCGAGCAUGACGACCAACAUCUGGACGAGAGCCAGACAGAGGAGGGCACCGGCGACAUUUCCGCACCACACCUAGACCACAUCAAUGGCGAGCCAGACAGAGCGCAGGAGCAAGACGAGAGCGUCGUGGGCUCCCACAUUGCAGAAGAGAGCGAGGACGACGGCGAUUUGGGCCUGAGCCAGGAGCAUGAGGCGCCCCCGUCGCCGCUGCGAGACGCAGCUGAGGAGGUCACGACCAGUGAGACCCAAGCACGAGCUGAGCCAAAGACGAAGCGUGGGCACAAUCGCAUCGACUCAGUGCCCCCCAAAAAGUACAACCUGGACUCCCCUCCGCCCAGCGCCGUGUCGAGGUCCACCUUUGUGGGCAAUUCAUUGCAUGAGGAAGAUGCCGAGGGCGAGAGCUACGAGGACGAGGAUGCCGAAGCUCCGUCGCCGAGAGAAAGAAGCGAAAUCGAAGAUGCCGGGCUCGACUUUGUCGACAUUCGCCUCGACAUUGAAGGCGCAGACCAGGGGCACUCGCCGUAUGGUGCUGGCGCGGCCAUGGCGUCCAAGAGCGCUGUCGAGAUUCGCCAGGACUCAAUCUCUUCCGGAAGCAGGGCAGCGAAGGAUGUGGCGCGAGCUGCCGAGGAGAGAAGAAGAACAGAGGAUCUGCUCUCCAAUGGCUCCCGCGACCGAGCGGGGCCGUCCAGCGCCCGCAGCAUCUCGCCUGCGAGGGUAUCCGUCGAGGGAAGAUACAGAGGGAGAAGAAGCGCGUCCAACUCGCGUGCAGCCAGCCCCGAGCCGUCUUCAAGGACGCAGGCCCUGGGCAGACCGCAAAUAGUCUCCACCUCAUCGCCUCAUCAAGGCCCUCCUGGCAUCACUAUGAUGCUUGCCGAUGAGAAUGGCGAACUACAAGUCGUGGACAGCCCGCUCUCGCCGUCUUCGAAGACGACCUACUCUGAGGUCAGCCUGGGGGGUCCGGAGGAGCAAGGGGAAAGGGCGACCUCCUCAGAGUCAGCACAAGAAAGAGCCUUAGAAGCUCCCGCACCCACGCCAAAGCCAGAUCAGGAGUAUACCAAGGCAGAACCGAGCCCGAAGGCGACAGAAGAGGAACCAAAAUCUUCCGGUCAGCAAGAUGGAAAGGAUGAAGCGCAAGAGAUUCCCAACGGCAAGGUAGCGGGGCUCAAGGACAUCGCCGAUGAGGAUGUGAAUAAGGCAAGGCGGCGGUCGAAGCCCUCGGCCUUGGAGCAACACGUCUCGAGGACACGAAUGACCACUCUACCGCCCAAACCAAAAGAAGAGGACGUGAGGCAUCUCUCGGACUUUGAGGCGAUGAUGAAGUCCUACCGCGAGGCCGAAAAGAAACGGGCGCAGGAGGACGAGGAACGAAGGAGAAAAAAGGACGAGGUGCUGUCCGAGGCGAUGCAUGUCUGGGAGAAGGAGAUAUUGCCGAGCUGGACGAGGGCAAGAAGAGAGCAUCGUCUCCGCCAGGUCUGGUGGCGAGGAGCGCCUCCGAACCUGCGAGGUCGCGUGUGGGCUCUAGCGUGCGGUAAUGCGCAGAUGUUGCCUCGAAAUCUCUUUGUACAGGCUGGCAAUGCCGCCCGCAAGGCACAGCAGGAUGGCUUUUUUCCAAAAGCCGACAUGAUGGCUCUCGAGGCCGACAUCGACGCAACGCUUCCCAGCUUGAAGCUGUUUCAGCGCGAAGGGCCAUUGUACCAAGACCUCAAGGACGUCCUCUGCGCCUUUGUCAUGGUUCGCCUAGACUCGAUUGGUGGCGUAGAAGCAGCUGCUCGCCAAAGUGACGAUGACGGCCAAGUCAAAGUGUACCAACGUGGGUCGGCCUCUCUGGUGGCCAUGCUGCUGACCAAUCUCGCGCCAAACGAGACGCUCAUCGCCCUCAUCAACCUCAUUGCCGAUCGACCCUGGCUCAAGGCCUUGUAUGCGCUCCCCCCCUCUACAGAUCUAGAUCCACUUGCUGCGGGUCCCUCUCACAAUCAGCCACAUAUACACACAUCCACUCCGCGGACGCCUACGAAGCGACACGAUGCUGCCUCGGGUUUCGAGCGGGUGUUUGACACGCUUCUGGCCGAUCAGAUGCCCAAAGUGUACGCCAACAUGCAAGCGAACGGUGUUCGACCCUCAGCCUAUGUUCGCGAUUGGGUCAGGACCCUGUUCGUACCCUUUCUAUCGCUCGAGGCUGUCGCGCGGCUCUGGGACUGCAUCUUGUUGGAAGAGUCGGGCGAGAAUGGCCUCAUCUUCAGAACUGGCAUCGCAAUCGUCUCGUUGCUGUCGGCCAGACUCUACGUGCCGGACAAGAAGGAGCUCAUCACAAUCCUGCGAGGAAACAAUCGCGCGGCGCUGAGCGUGUGGCACCGGUCACGCGCUCUGAUGAGCGGGGUCAGUAUCGUAGAGGCGCCGCCGUCCUCGCCAGAGACGCCGAGGUCAAUCGAGGCCGAGGCGGACAUGGUACCAAAGGACGACGUCUACGGUGGGCAAUACGGUAUCACGGAGCACAACCUCUUUCAGGCCCUCGAGGAGCAGCAAAGCUGGUGGAAGGACUCGAUGCUGGAGAGGCUUCUCGAUCGAGAGCUCGUCAAUGUCUAAAUUUGUCAUUCAAUGGAAUGUCUGUACUGUAUGGUGCACAGAAAUUGCU
Acaromyces ingoldii is the source of this 2817-nucleotide messenger RNA. RefSeq lists its product as hypothetical. The record is from RefSeq and is a predicted model, not a curated record. Gene Ontology annotation, molecular function: GTPase activator activity. Gene Ontology annotation, biological process: activation of GTPase activity. Lineage: Eukaryota; Fungi; Basidiomycota; Exobasidiomycetes; Exobasidiales; Cryptobasidiaceae. The transcript has 2 exons. The coding region runs from base 147 to 2768 and encodes 873 amino acids.